GGGAGCGGCGAGAGGGAGGCAGCAAGGCGCGGCCACCAGCAGUGACACCAUGUGACGGGCACGGCUCAGUGACACGCCGCUUCGGUUAAAGAGCGGGCGCGCGGGAGGGGAGGAGACGGCACGCGGGACUGGGAGGGAUGGCCUGACUUUGCCUGUUAGACCAUCGUGAGCCAUGGUUGCGGAGGGGCGCCGCGCCCCCCAGUAGGAGAAUGACUGCGAUCCGAGCCCCUCAGCGCCCGUGCGUGUGGAUGUAAGUGCGAGGCCAGCGAGCAGAGUGUGGGUGGGGGUUGGUGGGGGGGGAGAUUCUGAUGCAAUCGGCCCCGAAAGGAGGAGGAGAGCCAGGCGGGCGCGGGCUGGGGCGGCCACACCACUCCGCCUGAAGGUCGCGGGAACCUCCGCCCAUCACCUUGCUCGGAAAUCCGCCGCGCCGAGCCUCCCCGCCCAGCCCGCGCUGACGGGGGGCCACGUUUUCUCGGCCACCGCAGCCAGACCUUGACACAAAGGACAUCAAACGGCCGGGGGUAAAAAUCCCAGAAGGGCGGACACCGUGACAUCGCCUUUUGCCACCUCGCCCCGUAUCUUCCGAGAUAUCUAUUGAGUGUCUACUGUGUGCCAGGCUCUAUAUCUAUGUGUAUAGAAAAACCCUGAAAAACCGUACAGCAGUAUAUAUACAGUGAUCAUCUCUACUUGCUGAGAUAACAGUCUGUAGAGAGAAAAAGAGUCCUUAACCCAGAUUGGGAACACCAUCCACUGAAUUAACUUUCUAUCAGACCCGUAAUGUCCCAUCAGUAACCUCUGAAACAAUCAUACAAGAGGAAGUCAGUGUCGCAAGACUGCUGGAAAUUACCCAGUCUCACCUAUUUGAACAACUUUCAUCAAAGGGGACCAAGAGGGGUGUCAAGCUUCUAUUUUUGCUGCUACCUACUUCCAAAUAUACUCAAAACAAGAGAAAUUUGGACCGAUUUUUUUAACUGCAGAUACUUUAUAAUCAUGAUGCAUUUUAAAAGUGGACUUGAAUUAACGGAGUUGCAAAACAUGACAGUGCCUGAGGAUGAUAACAUUAGCAAUGACUCCAAUGAUUUCACCGAAGUAGAAAAUGGCCAAAUAAAUAGCUUUCGCACAUUUGUGGGAGGAAGCAAGUUUAUUUCUGAUCGUGAAAGUAGAAGAAGUCUCACAAACAGCCAUUUGGAAAAAAAGAAAUGUGAUGACUAUAUUCCAGGAACAACCUCCUUGGGUAUGUCUGUUUUUAACCUAAGCAACGCCAUUAUGGGCAGUGGGAUUUUGGGACUUGCUUUUGCCCUGGCAAACACUGGAAUCCUACUUUUUCUGAUACUUUUGACUUCAGUGACAUUGCUGUCUAUAUAUUCAAUAAACCUUCUGUUGAUCUGUUCAAAGGAAACAGGAUGCAUGGUGUAUGAAAAACUGGGAGAACAGGUCUUUGGUACCACAGGGAAGCUCGUAAUCUUUGGAGCCACCUCUCUACAGAACACUGGAGCAAUGCUGAGCUACCUCUUCAUAGUAAAAAAUGAACUACCCUCCGCCAUAAAGUUUCUCAUGGGAAAAGAUGAGGCAUUUUCAGCCUGGUAUGUGGAUGGCCGUGUUCUGGUGGUGAUAGUUACCUUUGGCAUAAUCCUCCCUCUGUGUCUUUUGAAGAACUUAGGGUAUCUUGGCUAUACCAGUGGAUUUUCCUUGAGCUGUAUGGUCUUUUUCCUAAUAGUGGUUAUCUACAAGAAAUUUCAAAUUUCCUGCACUGGUCCAGAAUUAAAUUCAACAAUAAGUGUGAAUUCAACAAAUCCUGACAUGUGUACACCAAAAUAUGUUACCUUCAAUUCAAAGACCGUGUAUGCUUUACCAACUAUUGCGUUUGCAUUUGUCUGCCAUCCGUCAGUCCUGCCAAUCUACAGUGAGCUUAAAGACCGAUCACAGAAAAAAAUGCAGAUGGUUUCAAACAUCUCCUUUUUUGCCAUGUUUGUUAUGUACUUCUUGACUGCCAUUUUUGGCUACUUGACAUUCUAUGAAAACGUGCAGUCAGACCUCCUUCACAAGUACCAGAGUAAAGAUGACAUUCUCAUCCUAACAGUGAGGCUGGCUGUCAUUGUCGCUGUCAUCCUCACAGUGCCGGUGUUAUUUUUCACAGUCCGUUCAUCUUUAUUUGAACUGGCUAAGAAAACAAAGUUUAAUCUAUGUCGUCAUGUCUUCGUGACCAUCAUACUCUUGGUUAUAAUCAAUUUGUUGGUGAUUUUCAUACCCUCCAUGAAGGAUAUUUUUGGAGUCGUAGGAGUUACAUCUGCUAAUAUGCUUAUUUUCAUUCUUCCUUCAUCUCUUUACUUAAAAAUCACAAACCAAGAUGAAGAUAAAGGAACUCAAAGAAUUUGGGCUGCCCUUUUCUUGGGUCUGGGGGUGUUGUUCUCCCUGGUCAGCAUUCCUUUGGUCAUCUAUGACUGGGCCUGCUCAUCGAGUAGUGACGAAGGCCACUGAGACCAGCCAAGAAAAGGAAACAUUCCUGUCGUCUGCUCAGUCAAGUUCCCCACACAUCAGCAACCUCUCAUCACUUCUUUUGCAAGUUUACAGAAGCAAACAGAAAUGUACAGGAUACUUAAAAUGGAAUCACACUUUGGUUACAAAACAGAGACCUGUUUCUAUAAUGGUUCAUGUCCCUCCAAGAUUUUGGAUCAAUUUAGGGAUUGUGGAAUUUUUUUUCAAAUUCAUGCAAUCAUAUUUCCCAGUACUUUUCACAAUCAAUUAUUUUUCACCCUCCUAACUCUCUAUGUUUUGUGGCUUCACGGUCUCUUAGAACUUUGAAAACAUGAUCAUCAAUCGUGUUUAUUUAUUAUACAUCCAGAUUCUGAAAUAAUUUUCCUACUGAUGUUCAGUUCACACUAUCUGUACCUUUUUAGAAGAGAAAAGAAUUCUUGAAUUGUAUAUAUUUAUUUUGCUUUACAGAAAAAAAAUGGUUUCGUAAAUAAUUUGCCUAUUUUGGUUAACAUAGCACACAGGGAUAAUCAUCUGAGAGUCAUAGGGCACGUGCCAUUGCUGGAUUGGAGCAUGCUCAAUAUUUGAGGCGGCUCCAAUCGCCUGGCAGCCGAGCGUGGGCAGUUCAGUGGCCUAUCUGGGAUUCCAUUCCACUCCCAUACAGAAGCAUUCUAUGGCAAGUGUUCUCAGCUGGGAAGGAGGUGGGAAUGAUUCUUACCUUGAUAAUUAAAUGGAGCUACACAUUUGGGUGUUCUAGCAAUUGAAAUUUGUUUCCCUCUUGGCAACAAGUGUCAAAGUUACUCUAGUCUGAGUCAGUUUUCACUGAGAGAGAUCAAUGGCACCUGCUGUAAAAAGAUUGUCCAAAAUGCCUAGGAAAAUACUCUUCUGAUGCAAAUAGCCUUCAGCCUGACACCUGUAGCAUUGAUGAGAGAAAAAUGUUUUAGCAAAUUAUGAGACCAGCAACUUUUACUCAUGUCCACCAGCUGAUUGCACAGAGAAUAUAACAUGUACCUAACUAAGGAUGACGUAGCAUAAGUCAUUUCUGUUUUAUAUUGGGUACUUUAGGGAAGUCUUCAAAAGACUUGUUUUAUAUCUAUAAAUCUAGGUUAUUACAAAUACAAGAUUUUUGUACCUUAAA
Molecule: messenger RNA, 3610 nt
Organism: Carlito syrichta (Philippine tarsier)
Lineage: Eukaryota; Metazoa; Chordata; Mammalia; Primates; Tarsiidae
Gene: SLC38A1
Product: solute carrier family 38 member 1
Exons: 19
Coding region: 991-2478 (495 amino acids)
Biological process (GO): amino acid transmembrane transport; L-glutamine transport
Molecular function (GO): L-glutamine transmembrane transporter activity
Source: RefSeq, a predicted model, not a curated record